UUGGCAUAUGAUUAGGUAUGUAUCAUAGUAAUAUGUUUAUCUAACUAUAUUUGUGUUUGUAAAGGCAAGUUGCUGGAAUGGUAAACGAAUGGAUGACCGCGCUGGCCAGCGGAGCUGUAGCUGGAUUUUGCGUCGACGUCACCUUAUUCCCCGUCGACACAGUAAAAACUCGGUUACAGAGUUCACAAGGAUUUAUAAAAGCUGGCGGUUUUAAACGAAUUUACUCCGGCAUUGGACCAGCAGCUCUAGGCUCCGCGCCAGGGGCCGCUGUGUUUUUCACGGCGUAUGAUACGACUCGUAAUUUACUGAAGAAACCAGAUCGCUCUUUUGGUCAUAACUUGGCAGUUGACAUGACCGCUGCUUCAGUUGGCGAGGUCGUUGCGUGUUUGAUCCGUGUACCGGUUGAAGUUAUCAAACAACGAAGUCAGGUGACAAAAAAUGCGAACAGUUUUCGUAUCUUUCUAUCCUGUAUUAGAACAGAGGGCGUACGCGGUAUGUAUCGUGGUUACCGAAGUACUGUUGUGAGAGAAAUACCGUUUUCACUGAUACAAUUUCCACUGUGGGAGUUUCUAAAAGUAACAGUCGCGAAGUACCGGGGAAAAGAAUCCCCCGACGCGAUCGAAAGCGCAGUUUGUGGAUUCUUUUCCGGUGGAAUUGCAGCUGCAGUGACUACGCCAUUGGACGUGGCGAAAACGCGAAUUAUUCUGGCCCAAACAAAUGAUUCUGCCGCCGCCGGAAAUAUUUUACCCGUCCUAAGAGAAGUGUGGUCGACGGGGGGCGCCCGUGCACUAUUUGCUGGUGUUCUGCCCCGAGUUGUGUGGAUAUCAGUCGGCGGUUUCGUAUUUUUAGGGAUGUAUGACACAACAAAGUCAUUGUUAAAUGGGCUAUGAGCCUAUGUAUGUUUAAUUUAUUUAGGAAAGUGUUGCAAUUUCAUUCUGAUAACUUUACACUGCUUUAUACUUUAAUUGCUGCCUUGUGUGUAUCGCCAUUUCACUGCAAAAUAUAUAAUCCCACGAGGAUUAAAAAUAUACAAAAACGACUGUCAUG
Messenger RNA from Ciona intestinalis (vase tunicate), 1047 nucleotides. RefSeq names its product mitochondrial S-adenosylmethionine carrier protein. Lineage: Eukaryota; Metazoa; Chordata; Ascidiacea; Phlebobranchia; Cionidae. The record is from RefSeq and is a predicted model, not a curated record.